UCUUCAUCCACCCCUGGCGAUGAUCCCUCGCACAGCACUUACGAGGUCAACGUCCCCGUGCGCAACGGUCGCGGCGCAGAGCCAGAGGUGUCGAAUCCCGAAAUCCGCAUCCCAAGGAUAAAGCCCGUCACAGAAGAGCAAUCACAGAAAUCACCAGAAGAUCUAGCAGUUGGACUCGAGGGAAAGUACGUUGAUGAGUUUGGCAACAUUCUCGACUGGGACGGCACCGUACUUGGUCGUGUUGAGGGGGAUCUGCCGUCCAUGGUCGGCCGGCCAGUAUCGGCGUCUGGCGAGAUCCUGGACACUGAUGGCGAGGUGGCUGGACGGGUGUGCGAGAACUACAUCAAGCCCAAGCUGGAGCCCUUGUCUAGCGGGCUGCGCGUCGACUCUGAGGGGAACAUCUAUGAUGAGGAGGGGAACGUGGUUGGCAAGCUCAACAACAAGCCCAAGGACGACAGCAACAAGGACGACGACAGCAACCAGACAAAAGAACAGCAACAACGACAACAAGACGGAAAAGUUAAUAUUCCAAAACCACCCGUUGUAGCUCCGAGACCAGAUGAACUGUAUCUGGAUGUCAAGUCGACAUUUGACGGGAUCCAACUCAUCAUCAAGAUCCCCACCGUCUUUAAC
Messenger RNA from Fusarium vanettenii 77-13-4, 633 nucleotides. RefSeq lists its product as uncharacterized. NCBI's taxonomy places the organism in Eukaryota, Fungi, Ascomycota, Sordariomycetes, Hypocreales, Nectriaceae. The record is from RefSeq and is a predicted model, not a curated record. The transcript has a single exon. The annotation marks the transcript as partial.